UGCUUGUUAGUUAGUUAAAUUAGUCACAUAAGUCCAUUUGCGUUUGCAUUUGCAUUUGCAUUUGGGAUGAGAAGAGAAACAGAGCAUAUCCAUGGCAGCCGUUAUACCCGUCAUGUGUCGGUCUCAGCAUAACACAGCAACCAAAUGCUUCACUUUCUGUCUAGGGUUUUCCUCUCGUCUUCUUCUUAUCAAUCCUCAUAAACUCACUAACCUUUUCUUCACCCCUUCCAAAAGGACCUGCACUACUCAUGUCAUUUCUCAAACUACAAAGGAAGAGAUGUUGGUAGUUGUUGGGGGUGGUGCAGCAGGGGUGUAUGGAGCAAUUCAUGCUAAGACUAUUGCACCCCACUUAAAUGUGGUCAUUAUUGAGAAGGGAAAGCCUCUUUCCAAGGUGAAAAUUUCUGGCGGAGGCCGGUGCAAUGUGACAAAUGGGCAUUGUGCUGACAAUUUGACUUUGGCAGAAAACUACCCAAGGGGUCACAAGGAACUGAGAGGAUCUUUCUUUAAUGCGCACGGUCCAGUGGAUACCAUGUCUUGGUUUUCGUCUCAUGGGGUGGAACUGAAGAUUGAGGAUGAUGGUAGAGCAUUUCCCGUAAGCAAUAGCUCUUCUUCGAUAAUUGAUUGUCUCAUGUCUGAAGUAAAGCAAAGGGGAGUUUCUAUGCAGACCAAAAAAAAUGUAACUGCAGUGUCUGUGUUAUCUGGUGGAAAAUUCCUUCUUGAGAUUAAGCAACUACCGGAAGGUUACGCAGAACAUGUUGAAGCUGAUUAUCUAUUGUUUGCUACUGGCAGUAACCGACAGGGUUAUGUACUUGCAUCUCAGCUUGGUCAUUCAAUUGUAGAUCCAGUGCCGAGCUUGUUUACAUUCAAAAUUGACGACUUGCGUUUGAAGGAGUUAUCUGGUGUUACAUUCCCUAAAGUUAAAGUGAGACUAAAAUUGGACAGUCUCCAAAAGAAUAUGCCUCAGCUUACACAGGUUGGUCCCAUGUUAGUUACACACUGGGGACUCAGCGGGCCGGCUGUUCUUCGGUUGUCUGCUUGGGCUGCUCGCUAUCUGUUUAGUUCAGGUUACAAAGGUAAGCUUAUUGUGGAUUUUAUUCCUGAUGUGCAUGUGGAAAGUUUGAAGACCGUUCUUUCCCAUCACAAGCUUCAAUUUGCGAAACAAAAAGUGCUCAAUUCGUGUCCUCCUGAAUUUGGAAUGUCAAAAAGAUUUUGGAGCUAUGUGUUGGAACGGCAGGGUGUAAGUGGAGAUAUCUUAUGGGCCUCAAUUUCAAAUAGUUCAUUGAUGUCCAUUGGUUCUUUGCUAAAGGACUGCACAUUUGAAAUUACAGGAAAAGGUCCAUUCAAAGAUGAAUUUGUCACUGCUGGUGGUGUUCCUUUAUCUGAGAUUUCACUUAAUACAAUGAAAAGCAAAUUUUGUUCAAAUCUGUUCUUUGCUGGAGAGAUACUGAAUGUUGAUGGGGUAACUGGUGGUUUCAAUUUUCAGAAUGCUUGGUCGGGAGGAUUUAUUGCAGGAACCACUAUUGGUGGAUUAGCACUUGGCUCUUGUGUCUAGGUUCAAAGUGAAAAUUGAUUUGUAAUCUUUUCUAGAUGUUCUAGAUGGGUGGUAUUGGAGUUGCAUCAUGCUUUUUUGGGCCAACUUGGUUUUUCCUUUAUGGAACAAGUAUAUUUAUAUUAUUCUUUUUGGAUUUACUUUUCAUUUUUUUUCCUAAUCAUGAACAGUAUAGUGGAUGAUAUUUUAAAUUUGAAGUGUUAUUAUUGUUAGUGAUUUCAUCAA
Messenger RNA from Cicer arietinum (chickpea), 1774 nucleotides. RefSeq lists its product as uncharacterized. Lineage: Eukaryota; Viridiplantae; Streptophyta; Magnoliopsida; Fabales; Fabaceae. The record is from RefSeq and is a predicted model, not a curated record.